AGAUAUCAUAACCAAGGAAGGAUGCAAGGUCUACAAAAUGCAUUUGGAAAAUACUCCGUGUACUAAAUAUCCUACACUUCGUAGGGCUGCGAUAGUCAGUAAAAUAAUUGGUGUCAAACAAUUUUCUAGAGUGUGCUCGCAUUAAAUUUAGUGAUAUUUUGCGUCGUGUGUCGGCAUUGUUAUUUGUUUGUAACAUCACAGAUUUGCAAUAUUGAGAUUGAGGUUAUAUUCACAGCGUUCGUUAGAUGCGUGGUAACACGCAGAUCGUUUGUCUUUUUUUUGGAGUGUGGUCUUUGAUGCUGUUUCUUAUGAUCUCAUUGCAGCCGUUGUGCCUAACAAAAUGAGACGGUUGAAGGAAAAGAUCUUGUUUUAAGUCCUUGUGCAUGGGUAUAAUCAGCUGGUGACUGAUGUUUAUGACCUAGAAAAAUUCGGGCAAGAGGUUAUCAGUUAACGAAGUAGCUGAACUUUGCCUUAUAUUAUUUGUUUUUAAACGCAAAUUGUCAUAAAUAUGCAUCUUUAUAUGAACAAACCAUUGCUUAAUGUAAUUAAAUCUUUCACAGCAAAUGUUCAUUAGCACCAUGUUUAAAGCAGUGAAUACAUUCAAGUGCCGUAAAUUUAUAAAAGUCAAAUUUGUCAAUUUAUAUAAAAAUGCGUGUUUUUGCACAAAUAAGAGUGAAGUUUCUUCUUCGUAUGAACCACCAAAACCAGAGAAUCCUUUUAAACGGACAUUUAGGAUUCUUGGAAAUGACAUGAAAACUGCAAAAAAUAAAGUGCAAUCCUUUAUUACAAAAGUACAAGGCGUACGUGAAGUGACAAACAAAGUUCCAAAAUCCCCGUAUCGAGAUGGUGUAUUCCCAGAGCAUUGCGAUAUUGCCAUUAUUGGUGGAGGUGCAAUGGGCUCAUCUAUUGCUUAUUGGCUGAAACAGAGAGCCCCUAAUGCAAUUACAGUAACUGUCAUCGAAAAAGAUCCUUCGGUAAAUCAAAAUAUUGUAUCCUGGGGUCAGUAUGUUGAUGCAUCAACAGUUCUUUCUGUUGGUGGUUUGAGGCAACAGUUUUCCUUGGAGGAGAAUAUCCGGAUGUCGCUUUUUGGUGCAGAAUUCCUGCGUAACAUCAAGCAACAUUUGUCAGUUGAAGGACAUGAUCCACCAGAUGUACAAUUCACGCCAUUUGGUUAUUUGUGCCUUGCAUCUGAGGAAGGUGCUCAGCAAUUAGAAGAGAAUGCAAAUCUUCAAAAGAAAUUGGGAGCCAAAAAUGAACUUCUUACUCCAGUAAAACUGAAACAGAAGUUUCCAUGGAUCAACACAGAUGGUAUUGCCUUAGGUUGUCAUGGUCUGGAAAAUGAAGGAUGGUUUGAUCCUUGGUCUUUAUUGUAUGCUUUCAAGACAAAAGCAUUAUCCCUAGGAGUUGAGUAUGUUGAUGGAGAAGCUGUUGGCUUUGAAUUCAAAAAGAUGCCUGAUAUGUUAACGGAAGGAGUUGAGCCUGGAAGCUAUGAAGCAGUUGAAAAGGUUUUGGUGAAAACUGAAAGUGGGGAAUUACGCUCUAUUAAAUUUGGAUUCGUAAUCAUUGCAGCAGGACCUCACUCUGCAAGAGUUGCAAAAAUGGCCAGAAUUGGUACUGGUGAGGGGAUGCUGAGCAUCCCAUUACCCGUGGAACCAAGGAAGAGAUAUGUAUUCUGUAUAAACUGCAAGAAUGGACCGGGUCUGAACACUCCAUUAACAAUAGAUCCCUCAGGAGCAUAUUUUAGACGGGAAGGUCUUGCUGGCAAUUAUAUUUGUGGCAGAUCUCCACUUCCUGAAGAAGAACCUAGUGUAGAUAAUCUGGAUGUGGAUUAUGAUUUCUUUGAUAAAAAUGUCUGGCCAAUCCUUGCAAAACGUGUGCCUGCAUUUGAAUCAGUUAAGGUGAAAAGUGCAUGGAGUGGUUACUACGAGUACAACACUUAUGACGAGAAUGGAAUUGUUGGUCCUCAUCCAUAUUACACAAACUUGUAUAUUGCAACAGGCUUCAGUGGUCAUGUUAUUUAUGUUUCCAUGUUGCAGGAAUUCAACAUUCACCGGCUGUUGGUAGAAGCGUCAUGGAAAUGAUUUUGGAUGGAGAUUUUGAGACCAUUGAUCUUAAACGAAUGAGUUUUGAUAGACUUAUAACAGAUACACCCCUUAUAGAACAGAACAUUUUUUAGCAAGAGUGUAAUUGAUACACAAUUUAUAUAACAGUACAGAAAAGAUCAGUAAUAAUAUCCAAGUCCUUUGUAUUGUAAUUUUUCUUCAGUUUCACAAAUAGCAAUUUCAUCAUCAUAAUCAUCUUACUUUGUUCAUGAAGUCUGUAGAGUGAAUAUAAAUACACUGCAUGUAGGUAGUUAUACAA
Molecule: messenger RNA, 2361 nt
Organism: Zootermopsis nevadensis
Lineage: Eukaryota; Metazoa; Arthropoda; Insecta; Blattodea; Termopsidae
Source: RefSeq, a predicted model, not a curated record